GAUGGAGGCAGCGGGAGGGGAGCCGGGGGGGAGGCAGAGGGAGGUGGCUGCAGCCAUGGCCAUGGAUAUGGAUGACCUGGGCUGCCCGCGGUGUAAGACCACCAAGUACCGCAACCCCUCCUUGAAGCUGAUGGUGAACGUCUGCGGACACACGCUAUGUGAGAGCUGUGUGGAACUGCUGUUUGUGAGAGGGGCUGGGAAUUGCCAUGAGUGUGAUACCCUUCUGCGAAAAAGUAACUUCAGGGUACAGCUCUUUGAGGAUCCUGCUAUUGACAAGGAAGUGGAAAUUAGGAAGAAAGUGCUGAAAAUAUACAAUAAAAGAGAGGAUGACUUUCCCAGUCUAAGUGAAUAUAAUGAUUUCCUAGAAGAAAUAGAAGAAAUUGUAUAUAACUUGACCAACAAUGUGGAUUUGGAGAACACCAAAAGGAAAAUGGAACUGUACCAGAAGGAUAACAAAGAAGUCAUUCAGAAAAAUAAGAUAAAACUGACGCGGGAGCAGGAAGAGUUGGAAGAAGCGUUAGAGGCAGAGCGACAGGAAAGUGAGCGAAGGCGACUGCUCAUACAGAAAGAAGAACAAAUACAGCAGAUCCUGAAAAGGAAGAAUAAGCAGGCACUCUUGGAUGAUCUGGAGAAGUCCAGUCUUCCUGCUUCAUUGCUUUUAGCUCAGCAUAAGGACAGAUCUACUCAGCUAGAAAUGCAAGUCGAAAAACCCAACCAGGUCAGACCAGUCACGUUUUCCACUGGGAUCAAAAUGGGGCAGACUAUUUCACUAGCUCCUAUUCCAAAACUAGAGGAAGCUCUGUAUACGUAUCAGCCUCUGCAAGUGGAGACGUAUGGACCGCAAGUUCCAGAGCUUGGAAUGCUGGGAAGGCUGGGGCACUCCCUAAACCUCCAUAGCUUCAAACUUCUCAUACCUCUUGCAUGGUGCCUAUAAAGACUGCCUAAAGGAACUCUUUUGUAUUGCUUUAGCAUACUAUAGAAAUCCUACAGGUUUUGUUGUAGGAUUUUGGAAGGACGCAAGUUCAAUAUAGAGGAGGUUGAUUAGCACCAAUUUUUCCAGCCAAAUGGAAAUCAAGGAAAGGAGUGCAGCUUUUAGUAAGUCUGAAAUUUUACUGUUUAAGAAAUCGGCUUUCUGGCAAAAAUGUCUCUGACCAUUUCAAACAACACCCUGUAGUAUAUGGUGUUUUGCAUGGAGCUCUUCUGUCAAGGUCAUUAGCAAUUGAAUAUAUUAAAGUGGACUGCUUAUGAAACAGAGUUUUGCUUCCUGCCCGCCCACCUGUGGGUAUAGUGUGGGUUCUGUAACUGUAAAAGGUCUCAGGAGGGUUAUAAAAGCAGAGAAUAUGGAAAAUAUAUAAAGAAACAAAGAAGGAAGCCUGCAUACACGAUGUAGUUUCUUAUAUGUAAAGUUGGCUAUAGUUGUCUAUGUAUCACUAAAUUAACCUCAAAAGCUGUCCAUGACAGCAGAAUGUCCGUAGUAAUUGUUUUUGUUGGCGUUUGGCUUCAGAAUUAACUCAUCGAUCUAACAUGAGUCUCUGUACUUGAAAUACUGGUCUGUUAAUGUUGUUUUACUUUUUCAUGCGAUCAUGGAAAAAAUAUGUUUCUGCUCGGAGCAGUUGUCAAACAAGCUUCUUUCAUCGACAAUCAGACACAGGGCAGCUGAGUAAGGCUGUUUAGUCUAGAAUAAAUACUCGAGAGAUUACAAGGUCGCUGUAGGAAAUGUAAUUAUACCAUUUAUUCCAGAAUAGUCUUUUUGUAGUGUGGGCUUGCAGAAUACUAAAUCAUGCAUUU
This is a messenger RNA of Pezoporus flaviventris, 1788 nucleotides long. RefSeq names its product MNAT1 component of CDK activating kinase (gene MNAT1). Gene Ontology annotation, molecular function: cyclin-dependent protein serine/threonine kinase activator activity. Lineage: Eukaryota; Metazoa; Chordata; Aves; Psittaciformes; Psittacidae. Gene Ontology annotation, cellular component: transcription factor TFIIH holo complex. The coding region runs from base 2 to 934 and encodes 310 amino acids. Gene Ontology annotation, biological process: nucleotide-excision repair; positive regulation of cyclin-dependent protein serine/threonine kinase activity; regulation of transcription by RNA polymerase II. The transcript is spliced from 8 exons. The record is from RefSeq and is a predicted model, not a curated record.